UGUGGGAACCGCGAAUGUCCUAUAACAGAAAGGGGCGGAGCUAUCCCCAGCCUGUUUGUCUCUGCCGUGUCCCGAUUGCCCGAUUCCUCUGUCAGUUACGGGGGCUUAAAGACAGUGGGCUGAUUAAAGCAGAUUACCGGCGGAGCGAGAGAGUCGAUGUGCUGGCAUCUCAUUCUGGUCACCACGGCGAUGAUGGCUUCACCAUGGAAACAGCGCUGCAUCCUCCUCCUCCUCUCCCUCCUUCUCCUCCACCUUCAGUCCUCCGCCGGCAAGACUCGACAACCGUCUGACAGUGUUUCUUUAUCAUCUUUCCAUGAUGAAGGGAUGGAGCAGAGUGAGAGGGGGGUGUGGACAGAGGAAGAUUUUUCACCUGAAGAUGAACCAACCGGACAAAUGCAGACUCCAGAUGUUCUUCGCAGAAAGUUGCUUCAGGCACCAGGAGCUGCACUUCCCUUUCCUCCCCUCAAGGUGUUAUCCAAUGGGGAGCCGUGCCUCCUGUUGCAGGCGAGGAAACUUUCUCUACGCUUUGAGAAGCAGAAGCAGCUGGACCUGACGGAGAGAACGUUUUCCCCUCUGAAACCUGUCGACACCAGCAAGUCCGUCUGCAGCCUGGAUAAGGCCACGCUCAUUAUGAAGUUCGGAGAUGUGGAAGAUUUAAGAGAUCUGUCUAUCAGACUGCAGCUCUCCAACACUUUCUACGAGUCGUCAGGCCAGUGGUGGUUCUCAGUGGAUAGCGUCUCUCUACUCUACAACAAGUCUGAAGAAGCUGUGUUCAACGCCAGCGAGGUGUACGCUCCAGCCUCCUCCUCCUAUCACUGCCUCCAUGUCAGCAGCCUGCAGCGUCACAGCGCCCUCCUGCUGCCCGGCAACGACCACGCCCGCCGCUGGUCUGUCACCUUCACCAACUUCCAGAUUCAGGCGUUCAACGUCACCUCUGGUAAAUUUUCUCCUGCGAGCGACUGCGCCACCUUCCUGACGCCCGCCAUCCUGAUGGGCCUCAUCACCUCCCUCAUCCUGCUGCUGGUCCUGGCCUACGCCCUGCACAUGGUCAUCCACCUGAAACACAUCGAGCACGAAGACGAACACAAGUCACACGUCUACUUCCCCCAAAACUCUGAACCGCUGGAACACUGCUGUCUGGAGAACGUCCCCGAGAAAAAUAUUCUGUAGCGAAGAACCACAAGAAGAGACUCGUCUGAUGUGAUAGGAUACACUCAGCUCAGGAGUAGAUUUUAUGAAUAUAUAUUUAUAUUGUUUUUUAUUUUCCUAUCGGUGAGUUUAUGUAUUUGUCUUUGCAGAUAAUUUAUUAAAAAUAUAAAUAAAUAA
Messenger RNA from Labrus mixtus (cuckoo wrasse), 1326 nucleotides. It is a transcript of the gene atp6ap1la, whose product is annotated as ATPase H+ transporting accessory protein 1 like a. Gene Ontology annotation, cellular component: proton-transporting V-type ATPase complex. Lineage: Eukaryota; Metazoa; Chordata; Actinopteri; Labriformes; Labridae. The record is from RefSeq and is a predicted model, not a curated record. The coding region runs from base 157 to 1170 and encodes 337 amino acids. The transcript has 8 exons.